Messenger RNA from Sclerotinia trifoliorum, 1024 nucleotides. The record is from the annotation of a GenBank genome assembly. Lineage: Eukaryota; Fungi; Ascomycota; Leotiomycetes; Helotiales; Sclerotiniaceae.
ACAUAUCUCGUUGUUUCGUGAUGCUAAAGAAUGCGCAAUUCGAAUUCCGUUGUUGAAAACCCCGUUUGACAGCUCACAACACCUCGAUAUUUUAUCUUCAACUACUAUUUCUCCCCUAGAUUAAUCUCUUAUUAAUCUUGACUCAUUGAAAUUAAUCAAAAGUCCUCAGGAGAAACAUUCUGAAACAUCUCUUCACCUAAUCGCACAAAAAGGACGUCGUUGAAUAAACAGAAUCGUGUUUUGAAACGAUGUUUCGAAGGUCAUGGAAAGGCAACAGCGCCACCUUGGAAGUACUCGGAGAACAACUCAAUGGCCUCGUGCUCGUAUUGUUCAGGUUACGAACACUCGAACGGUUACUGAAUGAUUAAGAAACAAGAUGAAGGUAGGAGUAUAUAAAUACCGGGUUGACUCGCUCGAGAAAACAAAAUCUUCCUCCUUCAAUCUCAUCCAUUACAUCGAAUCUUCAUCACAUCUUCAUCAAUAUCUAAAGUACCUUUGCACCAUUACACCACCAUAACUAUCAAUAACAUCAGGACACAGAUCAUCGAUUUCCCAUUACGAAAACUUCGAAUCACCAUCAUGUCUUCAUUAAAACAUUUCGAGAUGCUGGAGGACGAGUUUUUCAUUAACGACCAGCGGCGCAAUAAAACUCAGCGCACAAGAGUUAAGGGUCUUAUUCAACGUUCGGAAUACUGUCAGCAGGCCCUUGAUCACAAAAAAGACACUUUCAGAGGUGACGACAAGCCCCUUGAUCAAGAAAUCAAAGCCGCCAGAGAAGACAACGAACUUCCUGAGACUUUAUCUGAUUUGAGCAUGUAACAACUUGGAAGACGGCCUACUUAUGACAGUGUGCUAUUGAGGCAUUACGAUUCGAAUCCACCAUGCCUUCCAAAGCCCAAGCAAAAGUAACAAACACCUGCCAGAAAGAGCCUAGAUUGGAUUACUCGGUUCACUGCCGUUGAUGGCUAUUGUUUAGUUGUGGAAUUUGCAACAAAUCGACAAGAAAUACCACAAUCAGGUGAGC